Myiozetetes cayanensis is the source of this 969-nucleotide messenger RNA. RefSeq names its product ALX homeobox 3 (gene ALX3). Gene Ontology annotation, biological process: regulation of transcription by RNA polymerase II. Gene Ontology annotation, molecular function: DNA-binding transcription factor activity, RNA polymerase II-specific; RNA polymerase II transcription regulatory region sequence-specific DNA binding. The record is from RefSeq and is a predicted model, not a curated record. NCBI's taxonomy places the organism in Eukaryota, Metazoa, Chordata, Aves, Passeriformes, Tyrannidae.
AUGGAGGCUCCGGGCUGCCCGGCCUUCCCCCCGCCUCGCCGGCCCGGGGGUUCCCCUGGGGUCCCGCGGCCUCCCACGGCCUUCGCCCUGGGCCCACUGGGCCCCCGGCGGCCGCCGCCGCUCAGCCCCCGCCCCGCCCGCUGCCCGCCGGCCCGGGCUCAGCCCCGAUCCGGGGUCUCCAGCGCGGGCCCCCCUGCCGUGGCCGUCCAUGGGAAGCCCCCGUACCCGCCCGGGGUACCCGCAGGUGAGAAGGGCUGCAAAAGUGGCUUCCAGACGCUUCCCGGAGCCUGCCGAGCCCCCCACAGAGCCCCGGGGGAUUUGGGGUGCCCGCUGGCAGCGCCCCUGGGGGCCCUGAGGGACCGCGGGGUCCCCGAGCUCCCCGAGCCCCUGGGCAAGAGCAAGAGCAAGAAGCGGAGGAACAGGACGACCUUCAGCUCGUUCCAGCUGGAGGAGCUGGAGAAGGUUUUCCAGAAGACGCAUUAUCCCGAUGUCUACGCGCGGGAGCAGCUGGCGCUGCGGACGGACCUGACGGAGGCGCGGGUGCAGGUCUGGUUCCAGAACCGUCGGGCCAAGUGGCGGAAACGGGAACGUUACGGGAAAAUGCAGGAGCUGCAGAACAACCUGUGGCCGAGCCCUGGGAGCCCCCUGGGGCUCCUGCCCGCCGAGCCCCUGCCGUCCCCCUGCCUGUCCCCGUAUCCCCCCGCCCACGGCAACGGCUUCGUGGCCCUUCCCGCCUCCCGGCGCCCCCCCGCCAUCAGCGGCCUCUACUCCCUGCACGGGCUGCCCCCCCGGCUGGCCUCCCACCCCUUCGAGCCCCCCACCCCCCAGCACGAUUACAAAGCGCCCCCGCUGAUGCCGCUGAGGAUGAAGAGCAAAGAGGGGGCCGGGAACCUGCUGGGCUGGGCCACCUGAUCCUCCUUCCCCCCAUCCCCGGCACCAGGAUUUGGGAGCGGGGCGGUGGGAUCACCU